Molecule: messenger RNA, 1112 nt
Organism: Glycine soja
Lineage: Eukaryota; Viridiplantae; Streptophyta; Magnoliopsida; Fabales; Fabaceae
Product: NDR1/HIN1-like protein 6
Exons: 1
Coding region: 97-864 (255 amino acids)
Cellular component (GO): plasma membrane
Source: RefSeq, a predicted model, not a curated record
UAUAUAUAUAUUAACAUUUAACACCACACAAAAGGGAAAAAAAAAUCAACCAAAACAAACUUCAAACAUAACUUCUUUGUGAACCAAAUUGAUAUUAUGGCAGACCCUCAGAAAAUUCACCCUGUGCACCAUGAUGUUGAGGCACAAAACCACCCUUCAGCACCAUUGGUGCCAAGGAGCAUGUCCAAAUCUGAUGCAGGUGAUCCACAACGAGUAGUAGUACAACAACAACAACAAAACAUUCCUCUGAAGCAAACCAAGCCACCACCGAAGAAAAGAAGAAGCUGCUGCUGCAGGUUCUUCUGUUGGCUAAUAAGCAUAUUGCUGAUUCUGAUAGUGGCAAUUGGCAUCACUGUUGGAAUACUCUACCUUGUCUUCAGGCCAAAGCUUCCAAAGUACUCGGUGGACGAACUUAGAGUCACACACUUUGAUCUUGCAGACAACAACAGCUUAUCAGUGACAUUCAACUUGACAAUAACCGCCAGAAACCCCAACAAAAAAAUUGGAAUAGACUAUAGGGGUGGCAGCCACAUAAGUGCUUGGUACAUGGACACAAAAUUGUGUGAAGGGUCUUUGCCAAAAUUCUACCAAGGUCACCGCAACACCACGGUGCUUAGCAUCCCUCUUACUGGGAAAACGCAGGAUGCUACCGGCUUGCAAAGUACCCUUCAGAAUCAGCUGCAAGAAAGUGGGAAUGUGCCUCUCAAUUUGAAGGUGAAGCAGCCUGUGAGGAUCAAGCUUGGGAAGUUGAAGCUGUUCAAAAUCAAGUUCAGGGUUAGGUGCAAGAUUGUGGUGGAUAGCCUUAGUGCUAAUAGUUCUAUCAGAAUUCAGAGUAGUAGUUGUAAAUUCAGGUUUAGGCUGUGAUUUUUUUUUCUUAUCAUUAUAUAGCAUAUUCAUUAUAGGAGGAUAUGCUAAUUGCUUUGUUACUAUUUAAUUUGUUUCGUUUCUUUUAUGGUUUCUCAUAGAGAUUUCUUUUUAGAUGGAUUUUUCUCUUGAUUUCCAUCACCACUUUGAGAUACUGUUCUUGUACUUUUGAUUCUGGUUUUUCAGCCAGUUUUCCUACAUAUUAUUACAUAUAGCAUAUAUUGAUAUCCUACAUGUUUAAUGCUGAA